AUGAUUGUGACGGCCACCACAGAGGUCUACAUCGCUACAGCGCGAGGCCCUGUGAACCCGUACCACGUGCAGAUCCUGCCGGUGAAGCAUGCGCCGUGCUUCGCCGCCUGCCCUCCAGAUCUACAACAAGCAUUGCAGGUGCAGCUGGUGGCUUUGCGCAAGAUGUUCGCUGACGCAGGUCAGGAAUGCCUGCCGGGGAGCCUUCAACGGCGUCGAAACGCGCGGGGUGUCUUCGCCGUCCGCCGCGCCACCCACAGAGGGCCUCCACAGCGCGCCACCCGCGGGUUGGAGUGGAUCCUGACUGCACACCGGAUGCUUGGGGCAUCGCGCCCCCCUCCGAUCCCACCGGACCGAGUCAGACCCGGACGCCCGCAUCCGCGGCCUGUGCCGCCCAGGGUGUGGGAGAGAUGGAUCCCCAUGGGCAUGUCCAGUGCCAACCACAUGCAAGUGCAGGUGCUGCCCAUCGAUAAGUCUCGUCGGAGCCUUGCAGUGACGGAGCUGGCCAAGUCGGGCGGCCCAGGUCGGGCAUCGCUACAUAGACAAGUGAUGCCAUGGGAUGGUGGAAAGAAGCGAAUACGAGUGAAGUUGGUGCAAUGCAAAGCUGAUGUGGUGCGAGAGACGGCGAGGGCGGUCGGCUGGCGCGAGUGUGACCUGGGCGACGACAACUGGGAUGUGGCCUGGGCGGACACGACGGCUGCCUUGUUCCGAGCAGUUCAGCAAGUGAAACCUUUCCAGCGGGUGAACCACUUCCCGUUGAUGCAGAUCAUUUGCCGGAAGGAUCUCUUAGCACAGCAUUUGCAGACGAUCCGACAGCUCUGCCCCAGCGGGGCACAGGAGUUUAGCUUCUUCCCCGAGACGUGGGUCCUGCCUGGUGACUUGCAACGUUUCUGGACCUUUGUCCAGCAAAGCUUCGAGAAGGCGUCGCCGGCCAAGGAGUCCCGUGGCCGGGAGCGCUCCAAGUCCUUCGGACGGCGCUCGCAGCGGUCGCAAGGCAGAUCAGUCGACCCCCACACGUCCGAUGACGAAGAUCAGGAGCCGAUGACCUUCAUCGCCAAGCCUCGCUCCGCGGCGCGCGGCGAGGGGAUCUUCCUUUUCCAGGUGAGGGCCUCAGACCUGCGGGCUCCGCGCCAGCGGCUCCGGGAGGUCUUUGAUGCCGAGAAACUAGUAGUCCAGAGCUUCCUGGAGAAACCGCUGCUGAUUGACGGCUAUAAAUGGGACAUGCGUGUCUAUGUCUUAGUGACCUCGGCACAUCCCUUGACCGUCUACUUGUACACGGAUGGCUUGGCACGCUUCUGCACCGACCUCUACGCACCGCCCUCGAGCGAGAAUCUGGAGAUGCGGGAGAUGCAUUUGACGAACUUCUCCAUCAACUGGGAAUCUGAGUUCUUCGAAGACACGGAGGAUGGAGCCACUGGCAGCAAGCGCUCUUUGCGUACUGUACUGGAAUCCUCGAUCGAAAAUGGCGAGGAGAUUUGGUCGGCGAUCGCGUGCUGCGUGAAGAAGACGCUGCUGGCCAUUGGCCCAAAGAUGGAGGACCACUACGACCGCUUCUUUGGGCGGUCGCGCGACGGGGGCGGCAGCGCGUGUUUCGAGCUCUUGGGCUUCGACUUCAUCCUCGAUGAGCAGCAGAGGCUCUACUUGUUGGAGGUCAACUCGGCCCCUUCCUUGUCAUGCCCCACCAGCUUGGAUCGCGAGAUCAAGGAGAAUGUGCUCUCGGAGGGCUUUCGCUUGCUGCGCUUGGAUGGGUCUGAGAAGGUGAAGCACGCCGAGCGGCAGCAGCAGCGGCUGGUCGACCGGCACAAGGAACACUUGGCACGGCGUGAGGAGCUGGCCAGACAGAAAGAAGAUUGCAGGAGCUCCGUGGGCUUCUUGAGCUCCACCCACCGCUUCCCCAAGCUGCCCCCAGUGGGAGUGCCGGGCACCCUUACCGCGCCUGUGCCCGGCGCGGUGCCGGUGCCGGUGCCAGUGCCUGAGAAGCGGUCGGAGAAGCACUGGUCCACGCGGCUGGAGGAAAGUCCUCCAAAAGAGCUGGAGCAUCUGAAGGUGAAGAACGUCCCAGGCUUUGUGAGCUACUUGGAGGAUUCUGAGACCGACACCGACAGGAACAGCGAGGACGAGGAGGCCUUCGGCUCCCAGGCGGAGGAGGGCUCCGACCACGAGGCGGAGGCGUUUCGCUUCCUGGGCAUUCCGGUGAGUCCCAACUAUGUCCAGAUCUUGCCCAUCUCCGAGGAUGAAGGCAUUUGGCAGGAGAUUCAAGCUGGUGCUACCCGACUCGCCCAAGGCUGGACGGCUGCGCGCCCGCAGAGCCAGCCACCGAGACGGGUGAGCCAAAUGGCGACUUCAGGUGCUCCGCCCCAAACGCCGAGAAGCAGUAGCCGUCCUCGUUUGAAGACCAUGUUGCCGAAAAGUGUGCCACCAGCACGUGUGUCGGUGCGAUCGGUGCUCCCGCUGAAGACGGUCCACCUCGGGCUUUGA
This is a messenger RNA of Durusdinium trenchii, 2475 nucleotides long. NCBI's taxonomy places the organism in Eukaryota, Dinophyceae, Suessiales, Symbiodiniaceae. The record is from the annotation of a GenBank genome assembly.